Molecule: messenger RNA, 1535 nt
Organism: Ictalurus furcatus (blue catfish)
Lineage: Eukaryota; Metazoa; Chordata; Actinopteri; Siluriformes; Ictaluridae
Product: claudin-4-like
Exons: 2
Coding region: 42-1181 (379 amino acids)
Biological process (GO): bicellular tight junction assembly; cell adhesion
Cellular component (GO): bicellular tight junction; plasma membrane
Molecular function (GO): structural molecule activity
Source: RefSeq, a predicted model, not a curated record
GGACAGACAAAGCUAAUCCUCCUCUUAAAGCAAGAAGGAAAAUGGUAUCCCAAAAACUUCAAAUCCUUGGCCUCGUUAUGGCACUUAUUGGUUUUGUAGGCAUCAUUGUCAUCUGUGGUUUACCAGCCUGGAAGAUGUCUGCUUUCAUUGGAGCCAACAUUGUGACUUUCCAGGUGUACUGGGAAGGCUUAUGGAUGGAUUGUGUGGUUCAAACCACAGGCCAGAUGCAGUGUAAGGUCUACGAUUCCCUCCUUAUUCUUCCUGUACAUCUGCAGGCAGCUCGAGCCUUGAUAAUCGUUGCCCUUGUUGUUGGAAUCUUUGGAAUUAUUGUAACCAUCAUCGGCGGCAAAUGCACCAGUUUUGUACAGGAUGAGAGUGCUAAGGCUAAGAUCGCCAUCACUAGUGGGAUCAUCUUCAUCAUCACAGGGAUUCUCAUCCUCAUUCCAGUGUGCUGGACCACAAAUGCUAUUAUCAGGGACUUUUACAAUCCUGCCCUUACGGAUGCCCAAAGGAGGGAACUGGGACCCUGUCUCAAAAUGGUGUCGGCUGGGUUGCAGAUGCUGGGCGCUGCCCUGGGUAUCAUUGGCUGGAUUGGUGUUAUUGUGGUCUGCGCUCUCCCUAUGUGGAGGGUCACAGCUUUCAUUGGAAGCAACAUUGUCACAUCGCAGAUCCAAUGGGAAGGCAUAUGGAUGAACUGUGUAGUCCAGAGCACAGGACAGAUGCAGUGCAAGGUAUACGACUCCAUGCUGGCCCUGAGUUCAGAUCUCCAAGCUGCACGUGCUCUCACGGUCAUCUCCAUCGUGGUGGGCAUCUUCGGCAUCCUACUGGCCAUGGCUGGAGGAAAGUGCACCAACUGCGUGGAGGAUGAGAACUCCAAGGCGAAGGUUGCUGUGGCAGCGGGUGUGGUUUUCAUCAUUUCUGGGGUACUUUGUCUCAUUCCUGUGUGCUGGACUGCCCAAACAGUCAUCAGGGACUUCUACAACCCACUGGUCAACCAGGCACAGAAGAGGGAGUUGGGCGCAUCGUUGUUCAUCGGCUGGGGCGCUGCUGCUCUGCUGAUCAUUGGAGGAGGUCUGCUGUGUGCCAGCUGCCCACACAAUGACAAGCCAGCAUACACAGCCAAAUACAGUGCUCCUGCUCGCUCCCAGGCCUCUGCACCCUCCACCAAGGACUAUGUUUAAGAAUGUCAAACAAUGAUUGUCUUACCUGCACAAGUAUGGAGCAGUUGAAAUGAGGACUUGAUGGACAAUUGUAAGAGUUAAUGUUACUGGAUUUUAUUUCUUUCUUUUUACAUAUUAACAGCAUGCAGUAGAUACUACUGCAUAAUGUUAUGCCAUAAUGUUUUCUUAACUGGAUGAUUGUUUUUACAAUAUAAGAUUGUAAUAUUUUAAGCUUGUUAAUUUUUUCCUCAUUCUGUACAUUUUAAGGAAUUCAUGAUAUUGUAAAUAAAUAUUUUGUACAGUAUAUAUAUCAUUGUUUCCUCAGCUAUCAAAACAGGAAAAAAUAAUAAAAUCAAAACACUUGUCUAACAUGGA